CACUGAGCAGGUGCACCAGCAGAUGGCACCAUAUGAUUAAGUAGAGACACUAAAAGCAGAAGAAGAAGAAAUGCGGAAGUGUGCGCGGUGUAAACAAUCGUGUCAGCAAAAUAUUGUUCCCCAUUUCAAGUGUAACCGUGUGCGGGCUGGCAGCGGCCGUCAUGCCGUAUCUGGGCAGUGAGGAUACGGUGAGGGAGCUGAGGAGAGCUCUGUCCAACCCCAACGUCCAAUCUGACCAUCUGCGCUACAGAAACACCAUCCUCAAAGUCAUCAGGGCAAUGUCCCAGGGUGUGGAUGUUUCAGGCCUGUUCAGUGAGAUGGUUAAAGCAUGUGCCACAGUAGACAUAGUCCAGAAGAAACUGGUUUAUGUCUUCCUGUGUUCCUAUGCAACUUUAAACCCAGAGCUGUCUCUGCUAGUCAUCAACACGCUAAGGAAAGAUUGUCAGGAUCCAAACCCCAUGGUCCGCAGCCUGGCCCUGAGGAACAUGACCAAUCUCAGGUUACCCAGUCUGGUGGAGUAUGUGGAGCAGCCUCUGACAGCAGGACUGAGGGACAGAGCAGCAUGUGUGCGACGAGUGGCUGUACUCGGCUGGGCCAAACUACACAAUCUCCAACCCAGCUCUGAGAUUGAUGCUGCAGUAGUGAAUGAGCUGUACAGCCUGCUGAGGGACCCAGACCCUGUGGUGAUGGUAAACUGCCUCAGAGCACUGGAGGAGAUCCUGAAGGAGGAGGGAGGAGUCGCUAUUAACAAACCUAUCACCCACCACCUCCUUAACAGGUUAAAGGAGUGUGAUGUUUGGGGUCAGUGUGAGAUGCUCAGGAUCCUCCAGCGCUACCGACCUCAGUCAGAGGACGAGCUCUUUGACAUUCUGUCUCUUCUGGAUGCCUCCUUGGUCAGCCCUCACCCCCAAGUUAUGGCUGCUACCCUUAGCCUCUUUCUCAGUCUAUGCUCCAGCCUGCCUGCUGUCAGUCUGGCGGCCUUAGAGAGGGUACGUGGGUCACUGUUGGCUGCCUGUGGGAGUGUGUCAAGAGAGAUGAGAUUCACUGCCCUCUGCCACAUACAGUUGUUGUUACGUUCUGUCCCUGGCCUGAUGGGGGCGCACUACAAACGAUUCUUUUGUGGCUAUGCUGAGCCAGCAUACAUCAAGCAGAGGAAGAUGCAGGUGCUGGUGGAACUUGUGAAUGAUGAGAAUGUUGCAAUGUUACUGGAUGAGCUGAAAGGAUACUGCACUGAUGUCAACACUGACACUGCCCAGGCUGCAAUCUCGGCUAUAGGUCGUAUUGGACGGAGCCACAGCGACAGAUGUCUAGAGAUCCUAACAGAGCUGCUUGCACUCAAACAGGAGCACAUCACCUCUGCGGUGGUGCAAACAAUGUGUGACCUGGUCUGGGUGUGUCCUCAGUAUAGCAACACUGUGUGUUCGGCACUUGAGGGCUGCGAGGAAACGCUGCAGGAUAGUCAGGGCAGGCAAGCUUUGCUGUGGUUGCUGGGUGUUUAUGGGGAGCAAGUGUCGGGUGCCCCCUACACGCUGGAGGUGUUCAUUGAUGGAGUUAGGAGUGAAGCCUCUCUGGGAGUGAAGAUGGAGCUGCUGACGACCACCAUGAGACUGUUUGUGUGCCGGCCUGCUGAGACACAAGAUAUGCUUGGAAGACUGCUGCACUACUGCAUAGAGGAGGAGACAGACAUGUGUGUCCAUGACCAAGCACUUCUGUACUACCACCUGUUGCAUUGUGGGAUAGAAGAGACACGAAAGGUCCUCCAGGGUCGGAGGUCGGACCCUUCCCUGGGUGUUCUGAUUGGCCGCCCUGCAGAGCCCAUCAGCCAGUGGGCCUGCAGGUUUAACACUCUGGAGGCUCUGAAGCAGUGCAGCAUAGAGACAGAGUCAGCCAGCAGAGGAAGCCCUGAACAUUUCACCUGUGACCCCAAGUCGAACCCUGACCUCUCAGUUACAAUUAACUGUAGCCAAGCUGAGAACGUUUAUUCAGGCUCAUACAGUGCCAAUCUAUACACAGACUCCUCUGCUGAUGUCCCACCUUCAACCGCCGAGGUCCCUCUCAGUUUGUCCCUCUCCCCAGCUCUCAGCCCAGAGGAGUUUGAGCGGUUGUGGCUGCAGCGACAACCCAUGCAUGCUGACCAAGGUGCUGACAAAAUAGAAGUGGAGGAAGAGUAUGUGUGCUUGAAAGAAUGGGUCCUGAGCACUGCAGUACCUCACUGUUCCACACAAAGCCUUCAGGCUGCGAUGCAGCUGGUCAACAUCCAGACGCUGGCAUUCACACCACCGCACACACUCCCCUGGAGGGUCUAUCUAUACACUCAUACCCAGCAUGAACCCUCUGGCAACACACCCCACUGCACACUCAUACUUGGGGAGCUGCUAUACACUGGAGAGGCAAGUCAGAGAACAGUAGUAAAUAAAGGCAUGUGUGAGGGAGAUUUGCUGAGAAAAGAGGGAGGUGAGAAGGAAGUAAAAGUGACUCUUAUACAGCAACCAAGAGACGACAAAGCUCUGAAAGGGUUUCUCUCAAUCCUUACCACAGUACUAUACACAUUGUCUUCAGAGAAAAAUUAAAACACAUAAUGUUUUUUUUUUUUCUGGAAGUGAGUAAAAGAAAAAGGAAAUGCCUUAUUUACUUAUAAAUGCUAUUUUUCUUUUUAAUCACAGCUGUUUGCAGGAUUCACAGGCGCAAGGGAAUUAUGAACAUGGUGAAACAAAAUGAUCUUUCUUAGUGUACCACAAGACUGCAGGGCAGCUUCUGUUCUCAGGCUGUGAGAGUACUCAGUUAGUCCUUAGCAGAUUUAAAUUCUGACAAAGAUGCUCAAUGGCUGCACUUUUAUUAUUAUUAUUAUUAUUAUUAUUAUUAUUACUAUUAUUAUUAUUAUUAUUAUUAUUAUAACCAUAACUGGGCAUUUAAUCUCCACAUUUCCGCUAUUGUCCCUAUAGAAACACUGUCUCUGAAGAAAAUAAUAACCUUACUCAAUCACAAGAUGUAUAACUCAACAGGGCCCUGAAACUGAAAGGUUUGAUAGAUGAGGGUUUUUUUUGGGUAUGUACCAGUUCACUAUAUUCAGGGGCUCCAACUCUUGCCAUAACCUACUAAUGACAGAUUCACAGAUUUUUGUGCAUUGUAGGCUAUCAUGAUAAUAAGCUGGCUGAAGGUAAAUGCAAACACAAUUCCAUAAGAUGUCUCAAAAUAAUAAACAAUCUCGAUCCCUUA
Messenger RNA from Acanthopagrus latus (yellowfin seabream), 3216 nucleotides. It is a transcript of the gene ap4b1, whose product is annotated as adaptor related protein complex 4 subunit beta 1. The transcript has 14 exons. Gene Ontology annotation, biological process: vesicle-mediated transport; intracellular protein transport. Gene Ontology annotation, cellular component: membrane coat; clathrin adaptor complex. NCBI's taxonomy places the organism in Eukaryota, Metazoa, Chordata, Actinopteri, Spariformes, Sparidae. The record is from RefSeq and is a predicted model, not a curated record. The coding region runs from base 162 to 2570 and encodes 802 amino acids.